AUGGAUGACCACUUGCGGCUAUUCGACGCAAUUGACUGGUCAGCAACAAGUCUAGGACCACUUGAUAGCUGGCCACAGGAACUGGCGACUCAGGUCUUCCUCACUAUGCUACUACCAGACGCACAGUCUUUGGUUCUUGGAGAGGAUAUGGUGGUCAUCUACAAUCAAGCAUAUGGGCGCCUCAUUCGGGACCAUCAUCCAGGCUAUUUUGGACGUCCCGUGGCUAGCUGGACAGAGUGGCUACCGUACUUCGAGAAGAUGGCAGCAAUCUACGCACAAGCCGAGAAAACUGGACGUGCUUGGGUGACCUCAAAAUUCCCCAUGGUCAUGGACAGUGGUGGCUUCAAGGAGAACGUGGACUUCAGCUGCGCUGUCAUCUGUCUGCCUCCACCUUUGAAAGGAUUUCUCGGGUCCUUCAAGGAAACUACGGCGACCACCGCAGCUGAGAAAAGACACUCAAUCCUGGAGGACUUGAUUCCAGUAUGGAAGACAUCAUCUUCCUUGAAAGCACUUUGGGCCAAUGUGCUGAAAAGCGUUUCUCAACAUCCUGAGCUCUUCCCAUUCUGUUCGAUAUAUUCGACCACAUCAGCCAUACAGAUCGACCCAUCUUUGUCGGACUCAAGUGGGAAUGAAUCUGACGGUUGCAUCUACACACUUGAAGAAUCUGUUGAGAGUGAAGAUUCAGACAUUUCAGGGAUACUGCAGAGUCUUGACCUGGGGGCGGAGACGGACGAAAAGUCUCCAGACCCUUUCUUAUCAUAUUUUAAACGAGCCGAGACGACCAGAAGCCCUGUUACAAUGGAGAAAAGCGAUAUACCUUCUGAAUGGCAGAGUGUUGCAAAAGCUCGGGGUGUUUGCGAAUCCUGUCGAGGAGCUGUUGUUUGUCCUAGUAGCUCCAACCAGCUCAGCAGAGUACAGGCCUUUUUGGUUUUUGGCCUGUCGACUCGAGACACUUAUAACGAGUUAUAUCAAGAUUGGGUUUUGCGGCUACAGCGAGAGUUUUCAGAUAUCGUUGCCUCGAUACUCUCGACACAGGAAGCCGCUAGGAAGAAAAGGGAGACAGCGAGGAGACAGCAUCUCGAGUCAGAACUCCAAAGGAAGGAAACCGAACUUGCAGCACUCCGAGUCGAAAGGCUCACCAAGAUUGUUGGAUUGGCAAAUGUGGCGAUCUUCGAGCGUGAUCUGAGUGGCCGGAUCGUGUUUGCCAACGAUGCUUUCUACAAACUUGUUAGCACUCACAAGGAUCAGAGCGACGGAAUAUCGUUCCUUCCAAGCGAAAACUGGGACGCCUUGCUCCGAGGAGAAUCACAAACCUUCGAGUUGAGAUGCCUAAAGGGAACAUGGGGUCUUUGCAGCGCUUUACCGACCAGGAACCAGGAUGGCCAAAUAGAUUCCGUGAUAGGAGUAGUCACCGACAUCGAAUCACAGAAACGCGCCGAACAAGAAGCCCGUGCGAAAGUCGAUGCCCUAGAAAAGGCGCGGAUAGCUGAGAAACGAUACUUUCGAUUCAUGGAAAUCAUCCCUAGCGGCAUUGCCGUCGCAAACUCGGCUGGACAGAUCAUUUACGCAACAGAGGCGUGGUUUGAAAUGAGCGGACAUCGGCACUGUGACUUCGACCAAGUCAGUUGGCGGAGUGUCAUUCAUGAAGAAGACCUGAAGGGUGUCGAAAAACAAUUCUAUAAGCUCUCUAGAGGAUCGCAACCGCUGGAGUUUCAAUUUCGAAUGCGCCGACCUUGGAUAAAUUCAGCAGGCGAAAAUUGCGGCAGUUCCUGGAUGCUUUGUAAUGCGCUUCCCGAGCUCAGAGAAGACGGUUCAGUGGAGCGGGUGGUAAGCUCGAUUACUGACAUCUCACACCUCAAAUUUGCAGAAUCGGUGAAUUUCAAUCGCGUAGAAGAAGCCAACGAAAGCAAGAAGCACGCUUUGGCUUUUAUCGACAUGACUAGUCAUGAAAUUCGAAAUCCGCUAGGCGCAGUGAUCCAUUGCGCAGAUAGCGUGUCUGAAUGUCUGACAGAGCUCAGAAUGCUGCUUCCUGACCAAGAAAUACAAAGUCUAGAAGCAGAUACGGGUUCAGCAAAAAGUUCUCAGCACCUGACACAGCUGAUCGACGCUGGAACAGAUGCGAUCAACACCAUACUGUCAUGUUCAGAGCACAUGACGAACAUAAUAACAGACACCUUGACAUUGAGCAAGCUUGACGCCAAUCUAUUACGGAUCAGUCCUUCUGCAGUGCGGUCAGUCUCCAUGAUCCAAGACAUUCGGAAGAUGUUCGAGGUUGAGACCAAGAGACUGGACGUCAAUUUUAGCACGAUUGUCGAUUCAUCUUUAGCAGCACAGGAUGCGGAAUGGAUGGCCAUUGACAGUGGCAGAGUCAUGCAAAUCUUGAUCAAUCUUGUGAGCAACGCCAUCAAGUUUACAAAGACAAAGACAAGCGGACGAAAAGACGUGACAGUUCGCGUGGGUGCUUCCAAAACCCGUCCGCUCGAUCUUCCGGUCGAUUUUACUAUUGCGAGGGCGCUUCAAGACAGCAUAUACGAUACAGCCGAGUUCUCAGAAAACACUUGCUUCCUCUGGUUCACUGUCGAAGACACCGGUAUUGGCAUGAACUCAGAAGAGCAGAACAGAAUAUUCUCUCGAUUUGCGCAGGGCUCGAUUCGAACGCACAAGACAUAUGGAGGCUCAGGACUCGGCUUGUUCAUCAGCAGAACAUUGAGCGAGCUGCAAGGCGGAGAGAUUGGAGUCUCAAGUGAGGCCGGGAAAGGCUCUACUUUUGCUUUCUUCGUCAAGGCGCACACGACCUCGCCGCCGCAAGUGCAGGAAAACGGCCAUGAUGUCUCUAGGCAUGCAAGCCCAGCAGCUCAUGAUCUCAAGCCAGGAAAGAUACCAGUCAGUGUGCUGAUUGUUGAAGACAACGCCGUGAACCAACGCGUUCUGGAACGAAGCCUCAAAGUCAAGGGCUACGUAACGCACGUCGCAAAUCAUGGACAGGAAGCGCUUGACUUCUUAAAAAUGACCAAGCUAUGGAAGGGCAACGAGUCUAGCUCUGCUGCGCCAGAUAUAGAUGUCAUCCUCAUGGACGUAGAAAUGCCAAUCAUGGACGGCCUCGAAUGUGCAAGAAGAAUCAGAAACUACCAACUAACAGGUGAAAUGAGGCCAAAUGUUCCCAUCAUAGCCGCAUCUGCAAACGCAAGGCCUGAGCAGAUCCAAAUGGCUCUAGAAGCAGGAAUGGAUGACUCUAUUACAAAGCCAUUCAGAAUCCCAGAGUUGACGCCAAAGAUCGAUUCUUUCGCUGCAUGGGCAAGAGCACAAGGAUGA
This is a messenger RNA of Aureobasidium melanogenum CBS 110374, 3312 nucleotides long. RefSeq lists its product as uncharacterized. NCBI's taxonomy places the organism in Eukaryota, Fungi, Ascomycota, Dothideomycetes, Dothideales, Saccotheciaceae. The record is from RefSeq and is a predicted model, not a curated record. Gene Ontology annotation, molecular function: protein binding; phosphorelay sensor kinase activity. Bases 1 to 3312 code for a protein of 1103 amino acids. Gene Ontology annotation, biological process: phosphorelay signal transduction system; phosphorylation. The transcript is spliced from 7 exons.